AUAAAAAACAAAGAAUUAACAGAAAACAGCAAAGACUUUGCUCAUAUUUUUGGUAUCACAAUGGACAUCCGAAGACGUUAUCUUGGCUUUACGACUUAUAGAGGUUUCCUUCGCACGUUGAGGUGUCUGCGGGCUGUUCGCAACAUGUUGAACCUACCGACCCAGUCCUUCCCUGCGCCGAGCUCCCAGCAGCGGGUCGCUCCGUCCGGCCACUCGGGGAGGACCAAGGUUGCCUUGAAACCAGGCCACAGUCUCAUGGACUGGAUUCGGUUCUCCAAAAGUGGGAAAGAUCUAACUGGGCUGAGAGGACGGCUGAUGGAAGUUACUCAAGAUGAACUACAGAAACACAACACCAGGAACGACUGCUGGACAUGUAUACGAGGUUUGGUGUAUAAUGUCAGCCCUUACAUGGACUACCACCCUGGGGGAGAAGAUGAGUUGAUGAAGGCAGCGGGCAUAGAUGGCACUGACCUUUUUGACCAGGUCCAUCGCUGGGUAAACUAUGAGUCCAUGUUGAAAGAGUGCCUAGUGGGCAGGAUGGCCACUAAGCCCACCACUACUUUUAAAGGCAUUGUCCCACCACCUCCACCAGUCUUCAACCCCACUACACCAGUGACCUCUCUGACAGUCAAAGACUCAAGCCCUCGAUAUGAAUGGUUUCAAACGGAGUCGACGGUCCAUCUUAUUAUUUAUGCCAAAAGAAAGAUACCCAAAUCGGGCUGUACUGUUGUUGACCUCGCUGCUGGUGUACUACGACUGGAAGUGCUACUCGGAAAAAUGUCCUACGUGAUACAUUUAUGUCUUUUAGAAGCUGUUGAUGCAAACAUUGCUGUUCACACUGCCGCCACCGUGGGAAAGAUCCAGGUGACCAUACACAAGCAGGAAAAAGGAAAAUGGCCAAGCCUUGGCCAGCCACUGGAAUUCCACAAUACAUUUUUAUGCAAAAAAGAAAGAACACUUUUCUAUCGAGAUUGUGUGUUGGUGUCUCGGACUGAGGUGAAUCAUAACACACACGUGCUUCAGUUGCAACUUCCUCGUGGGACUGUCAUGCAAGUGCCUGUUGGCAAACAUGUCUACCUCAAAUCCCUCAUUCAAGAAACGGAGGUAGUGAGGCCAUACACCCCAGUAGACAAGGGGCUUUCCGUUGGACCCGAUCCCUCUUCAGAAAACAACCACCUCUACCUCAUGAUUAAGUUUUAUAGUGAUGGAGCACUCACUCAACAUCUCAACAGCCUGCAUGUUGGUGACCAUAUAUCAGUUAGCGGUCCAGAGGGUACCUUCAGUCUCCGCCCCCUUCGUGAUGUCACAGUCCUUUACCUUUUAGCAGCAGGCACAGGCCUCACUCCGAUGGCUCGUCUCCUUCAACUGGCACUGCAGGAGAUGAACACUAUCAGGAAAGCCCAACUGCUGUUUUUUAACCGACGAGAAGAGGACAUCCUGUGGCGAAGGGAAUUGGAUGAACUGGCCGCUCAGGAUGAAAGGUUCCAGGUGGAGCACAUCCUGUCUGAGCCGUGUGACAGCUGGGCAGGCAGGAAGGGCCGUGUUGACGAGGCCGUGAUCAACGAUUGUCUGGAUAGACCGGACGGGUCCAAGUGCUACGUGUGUGUAUGUGGGCCCACUGCCUUUACGGAGCUGACAGUUGGGUUGGUGAAGCAGCAGGGUUUCAUGGAGGAGGAGCUUCACAUCUUCCAGGGUUGAUGUGCACUGCUGCCAACUUGCAGAGACUUGGUGCCUUUAAGUGACAAUCAGAGAUGGUUUAAAUGUAUAGCGUAUAUUUAUUUAAUGUGUGUGUGUGCGGAAGAAACACAGUUUCUAUGCAUCCAUAUAAAACAGCUGACUGACUACAGAGUUGUGUUAUUGCAUUAGCACAGUCCAGUUAGUAUUUGUCCUACAUAUUUUACAUACAUUCUCCUGCCUCUGCUAAACAUAUUUAAUUCCACAUUUUGUUGGUCACAAUUGGGUGAAACGUACAUGUAGUU
This is a messenger RNA of Nerophis lumbriciformis (worm pipefish), 1979 nucleotides long. NCBI's taxonomy places the organism in Eukaryota, Metazoa, Chordata, Actinopteri, Syngnathiformes, Syngnathidae. The record is from RefSeq and is a predicted model, not a curated record.